Messenger RNA from Pleuronectes platessa (European plaice), 2458 nucleotides. It is a transcript of the gene zdhhc12b, whose product is annotated as zinc finger DHHC-type palmitoyltransferase 12b. Gene Ontology annotation, biological process: peptidyl-L-cysteine S-palmitoylation; protein targeting to membrane. The transcript is spliced from 5 exons. The coding region runs from base 277 to 1089 and encodes 270 amino acids. The record is from RefSeq and is a predicted model, not a curated record. Gene Ontology annotation, cellular component: endoplasmic reticulum; Golgi apparatus. Gene Ontology annotation, molecular function: protein-cysteine S-palmitoyltransferase activity. Lineage: Eukaryota; Metazoa; Chordata; Actinopteri; Pleuronectiformes; Pleuronectidae.
ACAACAGAAAACAAGCGGACGGUUCGUGUCACAAUAAUCUGAGACUGAGUUUAAUCUGAGUUUAAUCUGAGUUUACACCAGUUUGUAUGUUUAUUGAUCAGAAGCCGGACUUCCUGUCUCCAGAUUGUUCUCCCUUCAGUCUCCGGUGCAGUCGCUGCGCUGGUCGCCGCUAGGGGGCGCGGCCGCAGGACGUCGGUCGCUCUGGAUCAAUGUUCUUAUCGCUAGUUCGUCGCUAACUGUGCGUGUGAACGUGCACGGAAGUGUCAUGUGAGGACCAUGUUCAAAAACGUGUUCGGUUCCGGGUUCGUGGUGAGAACAGCUCACGUGAUUCUGACCUGGGUCAUCACGUUGAUUCUCUUCCUGCACGACACAGAGCUGAGGAAGCAGGAGGAGACGGGGCAGCUGGUCCAGCCCGUCCUCUUCGUCCUGCUCGUCCUGGGCUCGGUGCUGCUCUACUUCGCCGUGUCCCUGAUGGACCCGGGCUUCAUCCUGUCGGACCACUCUGGUCUCCAGUUCACACUGGGAGUGACCGAGGAGCAGCAGGACAUGAUCCCCCCCACCACCAAGUCCCUGAGGCAGCGCCGCUGUGGACACUGUCUGCUGCAGCAGCCAAUGAGAUCGAAGCACUGCCAGACGUGUCAGCACUGUGUGCGGCGGUACGACCACCACUGCCCCUGGAUCGAGAACUGUGUCGGGGAGAGGAACCACCGCUGGUUCGUGCUGUACCUGGCCGUGCAGCUGCUGGUGCUGCUGUGGGGGCUGCACAUCGCCUGGACGGGGCUCAGCCACGCCCCCAGCUGGCAGCUGUGGCUGCGGACCAAUGGCGUGCUGCUGGGCGUGGCCGUGCUGGAGGCGCUGCUGUCGCUCAUCGUGCUGCUGCUGCUCGGCUCUCACCUCUACCUGGUGUCCCUCAACACCACCACCUGGGAGUUCAUGUCCCGCCACCGCAUCUCCUACCUCAAGCACUGCGGCGCCGACGAGAACCCGUUCGACCGCGGCAGCGCUCAGAACCUGUGGGGCUUCUUCUGCCUGUGGGGCAGCGUGGUGUGGGAGCAGGUCUACUUCAGGGAGGGCAGCGACCAGGUGUAGGACCAGACUGAGACGUGAGGACGUGAAGAACCAACUCAACUCUCCUUGUGAUCAGUUGACCUUCUCUGUGGGCACCUGUGUUUUGUACCAGAACUCUGUAACAUUCACUCGGCAGGUUCCUCGUCUCGGAGCUUUGUUUGUGUCUCCACAUGAUUCCACAUCAGGAACAUCUGGUCCUCUGAUCUGUGAACAGAUGUUUCCUCCGAGUGAGACGUCUGCUCCUCGUUAACGUCUCUGCAGACGACCAGCAGCCGUUUACAAGCUCUCAAACUUCUCAGUUCUUUACUGCCUCACGUCUCAGGUUCUGAGUGGUUCUUCACCUCGUCCCACUGAACCCGGGUUCCACUGAAUCAUUAUGUGGAUUGUUACAGUCACAUGAUAAAUGACGAAUGGACUGUUACACAACUCUGAAGUUUAGUCUUGAUACAAUAUCUAGUAAUUAACGUAAAUAGUUUCUAUGUUCACUAAAUCUAGAGAUUUAUACAGAUUUGUUACCGUUUGUUUUCCAGGUUCGUUCGGUUUCACAUGAAGUGAUUGAAUCGUCUUAUUUAUUCUGUAGAGAAGAUCAACAGAGUCUGUUCGGACUGAAGCUGUUUCCACACUGAUACGUUCAGUCCUCGAUGAAACACUGAUCAUCUUCAGCUUGAGGAUUUCAUCAGCGUUAUGUUUUCAGAAUCACGUUCCUCAGACUGUCCAGCUGCAGCUCCUCUCUUCAGCCUCUGUCUCAAACACUGGCUUCUAGCUCCUGUCUCUUUAAGACCCCCCCCCCCCCCUCCUGAUAAAGACCAGCUCUGAUUGGACAGUUGGAUGUCGGCCUCCUCACAGAUGAAAACUGGUCAGUCCUUUAUUAACGCUUUAAUAUUGAAGUGUUUCCGGGGAGGUGCUUCCUGUACGAGCUUCAUAACACCUGGCAGUUUUUAAUUUCUAAAACUGAAACGUAUUAGUGGAAGCAGCCAAAGUCUGAGACUCUUAUUCUCUUUUUAUUUAAUGGUUGAAAAAACUGACUGUAUCAUAACUUGUGCUCAAUGUGACCACGAUGUCCAGAAGACUUUGACUUUCAAGCUAUUUUAUAUUGUAUUUAUCAUUUUGUAACUAUUUGGAAGCAGAACACGUCUUUAGAGUUUUGUACGAGUGAAGUUUAGAUGAAGUGAAACUGGAGCAGAGAUUGUUUGUGCAAUAGAAACCUGGUGAAAGAGCAAUAAGUGUGAAGUCGACCUUCAUGUACAGUAAGUGAGGAAUUAACUUAUCUUAUUUAUAUGAAUUCAUUAGUGUUCCUCUGGAUUAUAUGCAAAACUGUCAUGCAAUGUUUUUUACUACUUUGAAAAUGACUGUAAACAUAAAUAAAUAAAUGUUUGAUGAAUUAAAUUUA